Molecule: messenger RNA, 4405 nt
Organism: Rana temporaria (common frog)
Lineage: Eukaryota; Metazoa; Chordata; Amphibia; Anura; Ranidae
Gene: SMC5
Product: structural maintenance of chromosomes 5
Exons: 24
Coding region: 205-3393 (1062 amino acids)
Biological process (GO): double-strand break repair via homologous recombination
Cellular component (GO): Smc5-Smc6 complex
Molecular function (GO): ATP hydrolysis activity; ATP binding
Source: RefSeq, a predicted model, not a curated record
UUUUGUUUUAGACAUUGACCGGCAUAUGACUCCAUAGCUGAUACAGCUGUAUGCGAAUUGCAUGCAGACGAACACUUUUGUUGUCUGCAGGAAUACGUUGCCCUCAUUUAAAAUGGCCGCGCCUGUAGAAUGACUGCAAGUGACGUAGAGGGAAGCGAUCGGGAGUAAAAACACUGGGUAUAGAAUUGCUGGCAGAGGGUUGUGAUGGCGACCCAGUUAGGUAAAAGGAAAUCGGAUGGCACGAGACCGGGGACAGGGCGGCCGGAUGAGGGCACUCAUGUGGAGGGAGCUAUCGUCCGGAUCAAGAUGGAGAACUUUCUCACAUAUGACUUGUGUGAGGUGUUUCCUGGCCCUCACUUAAAUAUGAUUGUUGGUGCAAAUGGAACAGGAAAGUCUAGCAUCGUUUGUGCCAUUUGUCUGGGAUUGGCUGGAAAGACCUCCUUUAUUGGCAGAGCUGAUAAGGUUGGUUUUUACGUGAAGCGUGGAUGUCAAAAAGGCGUGGUGGAGCUUGAAUUGUUCAAACCAUCUGGGAAUCUGAUCAUAACACGUGAAAUUCAAGUAUCGAAUAACCAGUCAACAUGGUACAUUAAUGGAAGGAGUGCCACCCUAAAAUCGGUCGAAGAACAGGUGGCUGCAAUGAACAUCCAAGUAGGAAAUCUUUGUCAGUUUCUGCCACAGGAUAAAGUUGGAGAAUUUGCCAAACUAUCUAAAACUGAGCUCUUGGAAGCAACAGAGAAGUCCAUUGGUCCUCCAGAAAUGCACCGAUUUCAUUGUGAACUAAAAAACUGCAGAGAAAAGGAAAAAGAAAUUGAGAAUAAAUGUAAAGGUCAUGAAGAGGUUUUAGAAAAACUGAAGCAGGGGAAUGAACGCUACAAGCAGGAUGUUGAGAGAUAUUAUGAAAGGAAGCGUCACCUUGAUAAAAUCAAGAUGCUGGAGAGGAAACGACCUUGGGUGGAAUAUGAAAAUUGUCGUCAACAAUAUGAAGAGGUGAAACAAAAACGUGAUAAGUUAAAAGAAGAUCUUAAGGGAAAACAAGAAUCUCAAGCUCCUCUUAAUCAACAAAUCCAGCAAUAUGAUAAGCAGCAAAAGCAAAUAGAUGUGAGAAUUAAAGAAAAAGCAAUUGAAAUUCGUGAUGGUUCACAGAAGUGCAAAAUGACACAAGACUAUUUGGAAAAGAAAGAAAAGCAGAUAGAAGAUGUUCAACAAAAGUUGAGAAUGAGAAAGGAUGAAGAACAGGACCGACAGAAAAAAAUUGUUAACAUUCGGAAGAUGAUUGAAGAUUGGCAAAAUGAGUUAAGCUCAGUGGGUAAUCUAGAGGCAUUUCAGCAGGAAAUGGAUGCGAAUAGUCGUGAACUGGCUCAUAUUCAGGAAGAAAAAGCAAAUGCAGAUAAUGAAAUGAGUGACUUGCGUAUGGAGAGGCAAAACAGGGAGAGAGAAAAGAGAGACCGAGCUAAUCUUCUUAAGCAGCAUGAUAAUUUGCUCAAUCUAAAAGAACAAAACUUGCAAAAGAAAUUUUCAGACACCUACAAUGCAGUUGUUUGGCUUAAAGAGAAUAAAGAUCGGUUCAAGAAACGCGUCUGUCUGCCCAUUAUGUUAGAGAUUAAUGUGAAAAAUAAUAAAUUUGCAAAAUAUGUGGAAAAUCACAUUUCAGUAAAUGACAUGAAAGCCUUUGUGUUUGAAAGCCAAGAUGAUAUGGAGGCUUUUUUGAAAGAGGUCCGUGACAAUAAGAGAUUAAGGGUAAACGCUGUAUGUUCGCCUCCAGAGCAAUCUGCAGAUCGACAGCCAAUGAAACCAAUCGCGGAGUUAGAACAAUAUGGCUUUUUCUCUUACUUGAGAGAACUGUUUGAUGCUCCUCCGCCAGUGAUGAGUUACUUGGUCUCCCAGUAUCAUGUGCAUGAAGUUCCUGUGGGAACAGAAAAGACUCGACAUUUGAUAGAAAAAGUAAUAAAAGAGACCAAACUCCGGCAGUUGUACACCGCAGAAGAAAGGUAUUUCACAAAGGUAUCUGCAUAUAGUAACAAAGUGAUCUCAAGUAACAAUCCUUUGAAGGAAGCCAGAUUUCUCACAGUCACGGUGGAUCCGGAGGAGAGGAGACAGGUUCUUGAACAAUAUAAGGAGAUUGAGGAAAGAUGCUCAGUGUUAGACAACCAGAUGCGUGAAUUAACUGAGAGCCAGAAGUUGCUAGAGAAACGAGAUAAUCAACUAAGGUCACGGAAAAAAGAAAUACUGGAUAUGAAAACCAAAAAGCGACAGCUAGAACAGAGAAUUAGUACCAAAUAUGAUAGCUUGAAACAGUUGGAGCAAGAAAAUAAUAAUUUGGAAGACAUUGAAGAACAAGCAAAUGCCAAAAUGAGAGAAGUUAACCUCCAGAAAGCAAAACUUGUUACUGAAUUCACCAGAUUAGUUAUGAAAUGUGUACAGCUAAGUAAAGAAAAAUUUGACCUAUCCCUGCAAAGCAUGACCAUCUUGUGGAAGAAACAAGGGCUUGAAAUUGUAUACAAAGAUGCCAUUUCCAGGAUGAAGGAGCUUGAGAGUGAAUUUAAGACUGUAGAUGAUUGCAAGAGCGCUCUUUUGGAAAAUUGCAAGGACCUCUUAAGGAAGGCAAGACAAGCCUGCCAGCUUGGACCCAAAGAUGAAGUUCCACAAGAAUUUCAAACUGCCUUCCAGUCUCUUCCGAAUACUCUGGUGGAAAUAGAUGCUGCACUAAACGAAGAGCGGUCCAGAGCCUCUUGCUUCAUGGGUUUAAAUGCUUCUGUUGUGGAAGACUACACAAGACGAACUCGAGAAAUAGAAGUCAAGACUGAGGAGCUCAUCCAAAAGAAAAAAGAGCUGGAAGACUACAAGCAAAACAUUUCAAAGAUAAAACAAGACUGGCUCACACCUUUAAAGCACUUGGUGGAGAAAAUCAAUGAACAGUUCAGCAGCUUCUUCAGUUCCAUGCAGUGCGUAGGUGAAGUCGAUCUUCACACUGAAAAUGAGGAGGAUUAUGAUAAGUAUGGCAUAAGAAUCCGUGUAAAGUUUAGAAGCAGCACACAACUUCAUGAGCUGAACCCCCAUCACCAGAGUGGAGGAGAGAGAAGUGUAUCCACAAUGCUUUACCUCAUGGCUCUUCAGGAACUCAACAGGUGCCCCUUCCGAGUGGUGGAUGAAAUAAACCAGGGCAUGGAUCCAGUGAAUGAAAGAAGAGUGUUUGAAAUGGUGGUGAGGACUGCCUGCACAAACGAUACGUCUCAAUAUUUCUUUAUCACACCAAAGCUUCUCCAGAAUCUUACUUAUGCUGACAAGAUGACUGUAUUAUUUGUCUACAAUGGUCCAUGCAUGCUGGAACCCACAAAAUGGAACUUAAAAGCUUUCCACCGAAGACGCCGAAGAGUAGCUAUAGCGACUGAGUGACCUAGGAUUUCCAUCUUUAUAGUUGAUGUCAUCAGAUGGAAAAACUGUCAACUUUAUUUUUUGUAUUUCAGGGCAGAAGAAUGUAUUUAUGCAAUUUUUUGAAGAUUUAUAAAAACACACCCUUUAAACCUGAUAAUUGAGUUUUAGGUAAAAAGGUCACCUAAAUAAUAUAAUAUACUUGCAUCUUGGAUUUCUUGGCUCUCCAGCCUAAAAUUUUUAAUUCUACAACCAAUAUGUUUAAUGUGUUCAGUGGCUUAAAUGUCUUGCAACACACGGGCAGAGAUAAUUAUAAGAGGAACUAUAAUUUUGUAGCUUAGCAUAAGAGCUCCAGCCAAAGCUUUUUUUUUAUAUUUUUAUUUAAUUUGGAAGAGAGUGUGGAAGGAUUAUAACAUCUUCAGGGUUUUUUUUUAUAUAUUUUUGUUCCUUUCUGGCUGUUUUUCCUGCACUUCUAUCCCUGAGAGGUACCAGGAAAUGUGUAGAAAUUCUCUCAAAGUAGGAGGAAAUCGAAUUCCUUGUCUACCAUUAAAGAAUCUCCUCCAUUUCUCUACUUGGGUUUGGUCUUUGUGACAUUGAUCCCCAUGAUAGUGAGGAUUGAUCUUCUCCGAGACACAGAUGGCAAAAAUAAAUAACUAAAACAUGUUAAAACCUGUUCUCAUUUCAAAACUAAAAAUACAUUUUUGGCUGGAGUUCUGCUUUUAAGGUUUAGGUAUAAUUAUACUUUUUCUUAUCUGGAUUUAUUACCAAGAUUAGUUAUUGGAUGAAUAGCUACUUUAUUAGGUUUAUGAAAAAUGUACAUAUUGGUUACAAAAUAAUUUAGCAUUUCACAAAAUAUGGCCACAUUAAGUACAUUUUUUUUUUUAGAGGUCUGUCAGUAAACAGAAUUCAAUACAUGCAAAUAUCACUUUAUUGCCAUUAUUAUUGCACUUUGUUGUUUUACAUGUGUCUUUAUUCUGAAAAAAAGUAUUUCCAAAUGUUCUUUAACUUUGUGAAUAAAAAAAAGUUUUGUUACAUA